Molecule: messenger RNA, 405 nt
Organism: Auxenochlorella protothecoides
Lineage: Eukaryota; Viridiplantae; Chlorophyta; Trebouxiophyceae; Chlorellales; Chlorellaceae
Product: Putative mannan endo-1,4-beta-mannosidase 4
Exons: 3
Coding region: 1-405 (134 amino acids)
Molecular function (GO): hydrolase activity, hydrolyzing O-glycosyl compounds
Source: RefSeq, a predicted model, not a curated record
AUGGGCGACUUUGUCAAGGUUAGUUCCGACAAGACGCAUCUGGAGCUACAUGGACAACCUUUCAGGAUCGUGGGGGCCAACAGCUACCAUGUUCAGAAGGAGCCCACGCCGGAAGGUACCUGGUACAAGCCUAACAUUGAUCCUGAUGGAAUCGAUGGAUUGGACUGGGUGGUGGCUGAGGCUGGCAGGCUUGGUAUUAAGCUGAUCAUGAGCCUGACCAACUACUGGAAUGACUACGGAGGGAUGCCUCAGUAUGCUAGGUGGGCAACCGGCAAGAAAGAUGGCCGCGAGCGCGACAUGCAAGAGGAGUUCCUCAGAAAUGGCAAGGCUCAGUCCAUGCUGAAAGCUUACAUCCAGACUCUGCUGAACAGGGAGAACCCCUACACCAAGAAGUUGUACAAGUGA